AUGCUUGGAGCAAGUACCAGAGGUCUUGAAUGCAAAGAGACAGGAAACUUCUGUCCGACUGAAUGGGACCAACAUGGGAAACGAGCCUGCGCUGGAUGUGGAAAUUGGCUGCUGUACCCACUCAGCUCCAUCUCUGCAAGGAACAGGAAACAGCGGAGCCGGUGGAACAGGAGAGACGGGGGGGAGUUCAACACGAGGAGAUUGUGGAAGCUCCUUUGGCUUUGGCACAGCGAGAGAGGACAGACAAGAAAAUCAUCAGCCAACUCAGACGAAGCGCAGAAAGCACCUCGACACCAGCUUCAAUCCUUCACAGAGACAGCGCCGGGAGCAGGGCUGCAAUUUCCCAAGAUGACAGAAAUGCAGGACCAAUAG
Messenger RNA from Durusdinium trenchii, 372 nucleotides. Lineage: Eukaryota; Dinophyceae; Suessiales; Symbiodiniaceae. The record is from the annotation of a GenBank genome assembly.